Molecule: messenger RNA, 1650 nt
Organism: Durio zibethinus
Lineage: Eukaryota; Viridiplantae; Streptophyta; Magnoliopsida; Malvales; Malvaceae
Source: RefSeq, a predicted model, not a curated record
AAUUUGGAGGACAGAUAACCUAUGUCUUAAAAAAAUGUAAGGGGUAAUUUAGGAAAAAAAAAAGAAGCUUAUAGUGACUUUGUGAAAGCAGAAGCUUUGAGACUUUGCCAGAAAAGAAAAAUGACUUCACAAUCCGAAACUUCUAUGCCAUACAAUCUGCAAUAAAUUAACAGAGAGGAAGGGGAAGGAGAAAGAGAAAGAGAAAGAGAAGAAAGUAGCGAGAAUACGUCUGGCUCAAUCAUUUGCCUCUCUUUCAUGAUGGCUUUUAAGAUUCGAAUUUCAAUUUUACAAUCCGAUAAAAAUGAAGAGAAAGAAAGGGGAAGUAGAAAGAGAAGGAGAAAGAGAAAAAAAAGAAAAAGAGAAGAAGGUAGCAAGAUUACAUAUUGAUCAAUCAUUUGCCUCUCCUUCAUGGUUACCUCUUAAGAACCAAUAUAUGUUCAUCGGUUUGACUUCAGUGACCAUCACUCAUUUCAAAGUAAGUUUCUACAAAAAAUACAAUGAGGAGGUGAAGCAGUUUCUGACUCAAUUUUUCAUCAAGAGAAAGCAAAAGGGCUAUAUGGUGAUUAAGGAUCCACGCUCAACUUUCUAUAAAGCUUUAUGCGUAGGGCUUGAUGGGGAUGAAAAUCUCUCUGAGGGUGACUACAUGGAGAAAACAUUGGCACCAAAUCUAGGUGUCUUCAAACAAUGAAUAUAUGAAUUUUUGAGUAGUUUUUGACACUCUGAUUUCUCAUUGUAGACUUAAUUUUGAGCCAGAUCAUUUGUUAAAUACAAUGACAUAUACAAAGGAAAAAGCAAGGUUGAUUUUCCCUUUUUUCAUAACGGUGGUUUAUCACAUAGUAACGGUAUGAUAGAAUUUGUCUAAAUUUUUGCAAGGGACAUUCAGAUGGAUGAAACUGCAAACAACAAUAAUAACCAAGAGAAGCCUCCUUUAUCCCUAGCAGCACAGGUUUUAGCAAUUGCCUUUUCUUAAAACUACAAACAGCAAUAACAAAGAGAAGUCUCCAUUCGUCCUGAUAAAGCAAGUUUUAGCUAUUGUCACUAACCCUAUUAAAGGAAGUUAGAAUUUUGCCAUUGGGUUUCCUAUUUCAGUUAGAGCUCUGGGCAAGAUUAAUUGAAGUUGAAAAUGAUUGCAUUUCAUUAAGCCUGGUUGCUACCCUUAAUGUUUCUAUUCUAGCCUCUAACUUGGUUAUUUUUUUCUUAUUGGGGUUUAAAUAAUGCAGAGAAUGAGUGCAAAGGAGGUGAGAUUGAAAGAGUUCUUAAAUUAAUUUCAUCUUCCUUGAAAGGAAGCAGUUGAAAAAUUGGGAUUUUCUGAAAUUGUAAUGCAUAACAUAUGGCUGAAAAUCGAUGGCACCGGAAGAAGAUGGCUUUAUAGAAAGGUUUGUCUUCAUUGAUUCUUCUCUCCCAAAUAUACUAACAUUCUUUUAUUUACUGGAUGUGUUGUGACACCUCGAAUCGAGGCAUAAUAGAUGCAGCACACCUGCAAGAUGUGAUCCUAUAGAUAUUCAAGGUAAGAAACAUACUAAGACUUAUAAAUCUAAACGAGACAAGCGAGACUGAAAACGAAAAGUUCAUAGCAUGUAGUAUCUUUUAACACGAAAAUGAAAUACUUAAAAAUCUAUGAAUUUUGAAAUAUUUAGUUAAAGUCAUAAA